UUAGUGAAGGGCAAUAAAAGGUGUCAUUGAAGGCGAAGGCGAAGAAGUGCAUCGGCGGAGUUAGAUGCUGUGCGCUCCGCGGCGUGGUUUACAUCACGUCAGGUUGCGCCUUUAGUGGCCACCAUCACCAUCGCCAACAUCUUCGCCUUUGCCACGUGGUAGUGCAGCUGCAUCGGAACCCCACCCGGCAUCAUCAUGGAGUCAAUGGAGUACGAAGAGGCGCGCAAUAUGACGCUGCUGUUCUUUCUGGAGCGCCUCCUCGAUCGCGGCGAACCGAGAACGCUGCACGACCUUUCCUGCCAGUUUGGGGCGCGCGGAUUCACCAAAGAAAUGCGCCAGAUCGCCGGUGGUAGUCAAUCAGGCCUAAAGAAGUUUCUUGCUCAAUAUCCGGCCCUGUUCGAGAUAAAUGGUGAUUUUGUGCACAUCAACUCGUACCAGUCGAACAACCAGGAUGAUUCGUCGGUUUCGGGAAAACGAGAUUACAUUAAAGAGGCGAAAGACUACUUCAAGCACAAGCUGCUCCAGUACGGCAAAGGCACGGAGGUGCCCAUUCGCAGUCUGCUCGGGCACCGUAGCCAGGCGUCGCCUCAAGUGCGCCACAUCUCCGGACAGCACAUUCGCGAGUUUACCGAGUUUCUCCUCAAGCACCCGGACACGUUCCAGGUGAUCGAGAAUGAGAGCGUCGUGCUGGUGGGCUGUGAGGACGAAGAAGAGGUGCCGGCAUCCGAGAGGCUCCACCUGCCAAACUCGACGAUCGAUACACAAGCGACUCAGCAGCUGCUGGACUCGUUCGCUACGGUGAUCGAGAUCAAGGGCCCCAUCUUGGUCGAUCAGCUGUUCCACAUGGUGACGUCGAACUUCCCGCAGGAGCAGUGGUUUCACAUGUUUAAGAACCCCAGCGAUCUGAAAACGUUUUUGAAGCUGUUCUCCGACUGCUUCCACAUCCAGUCCAAUCUAGUCACGCUGCUGCAGAAACCGAAACUGUCCGAUGCGCACAUCCGCCAGGCGCAGGACAAGUUGAACCUUUCCAACAGCACUUUCCAGGGUGGUCAGCAUCAUCAGAGUAAUCAUAGCUUAGGUAAUAUCAGUAGCCACAGCGGUGGGUCUUCCGGGAGUCCACAUAAUCUACAGGCCGGCGGUUACAUCGGCCGGGACGUCGGCGGAGGCAGCGGCAGCAGCAUGAUGGGUAGCGCGAACGGAAGUAGCAACACCAGCCGGACGGCUUCACCGAAGAAUAUGAUCGGAGAUUUCAAGCUAAACGAACCGGUUUCGGUGGGCCUCGGUGGAGGCGCGGCCAACGUGUCCAAUGCUUCGACGCUGGUGUCGACCAUGAAAAGCGAACCGAACAGUGGCUUCGAUAGUUUGCUCAUAACGAACGAUUUCAAAAUGGAAAAUCUGUGCCCCAGAAACUGCCCAAUGCUAACGAGCUACUCGACGACGACAAAGCUCCUGCCGUCGCCAAUGGCUAGGACGAACGAUACCGGAACGAAUACGGGUUUGGGGUCAGGAGCGACGAUCACUCAGGACUCCCGGGUAGGGAGCGAUAGAACCGCCAGCAGCAGUAGUGUACCGACAUCCAAUACCGUCACUAGCAGUGGUGGUGGUGGUGCGGCUGUGAGUCCCAAAAAUCAAACGCUCAAGCAACGCAUCAAUAGUCUCGUGAUCAAAACGCUUGCCGAGAACCUGGAGAAGGAUAAACACUCGAUGAGUGCGAUCCAGCUGCAGCAACAGCAGCAGCAACAACACGCGGUCUCGCCACCCGGUCCUGGGACGACGGGCGGAACCGCCGGGGGUGGUCAGGGAGGCGCCAUGUCUCCGACGCCUCCUCCGGUGGCGUCCGUCGGUAGUGGUAAUGCAAGUCCGGUCCACUCGAACAACUACUUCAUUGGCGAUACGUGGAAAAUCAAGGUGCUACAGAAUACGCGGGUAAUUGCUACGGUUAAAGAAUCACUGUUCGUGACCAACGCCAUCCUAAGGUCCGCCCUUGAGGAACAGGCCAUCGUUUCCUUCGACUGUGAGGGCAUCAAUCUGGGCGUCCGUGGCCAGAUAACGAUGGUACAGCUUGGCACAACGCGUGGCGAAGCGUUCAUUUUCGACAUUGCCACCUGUCCCGAUAUGGUAGUGGAAGGAGGGCUGAAGGAGAUUCUCGAGUCUGAGAAGGUGGUAAAGGUGAUACACGACUGCCGGAAUGACUCGGUCAAUCUGUUCAACCAGUUCCAGAUACUGUUGCGGAACGUGUUCGAUACUCAGUCUGCACACGCGGUGCUGCAGUUCCAGGACCAGGGCAAGCAGGUGUACAAGGUCAAGAACGUAUCCCUCAAUACAUUAUGCGAGAUGUAUAAUGCAACCGUGAACCCGAUGAAGGACCAGCUAAAGAACGUCUAUCGGCGCGACCAGAAGUACUGGGCGCGGAGGCCAUUGACACGGGAUAUGCUGCUGUACGCUGCCGGAGACGUGUUGAUUCUGAUCAAUGAACAACUCUACCUCAACAUGGCGACAUCAAUCAAGUCUGAAUACCGUGAGCUGCUGUCGGAGCUGUGUACUGAGCAGAUUUUAAUGCUAAUCCGCCCAGUGGACGUAAAGAUGCGCAAGAAGCAGCGGAAAGUGCGAUCGGAAAUUCAGGACCUUAAGGUGAAACUAAAAUCCGCCAGCAAAAACAUUGUCCUGAGCAAUCGAGAGAUCAGACUGUUGAGGUAUAUGGAUUUGACGGAGGAGGAAAAGGAGAAGCUGAGAGUGUCGUACAAGGUAGCGAAAAAGUUGGACAAACUGGAAAAUUACGACCGCGAUCGCUGUGAUCAGAGCGAUUCGGACGAUGAGUGUGACGCCACGGAGCAGGACUACCAGAGUAUGGACAGUGUUCCGUCCGACAACUCGCUACCUGGGACGGGUACGGCAGGCAGUGGAACGUUUUCACCGAAGAGCUCCGAGCCGCCCAGUCUGACCGAGUCAAUGCAGCUGAUGGACGAGAUCCUGUCCAACACAACGAUGGAUCGAAUGGCCAAGAUCGACAAACUGGAAGCGAUCCUUUCUGCCGCUACGCUACUGCCGAACGAUCAGUCGUUCGCGGACACUAUGUCCAGCUUCAAUGCCAAUACAAUUGUAGUAACGAACGAUAAUGUUCUACAGCCAGCAAAGGAGAAAGACGCCAAAGGGCGUACGAACAAACCCGGUUCGAAAAUAGCGGCACGUUUGCAACACUCCGUAACGCCUCCACCAGCUCAAGUAACCGGCCACUAUCAGCAUUCAGCACAGCACCAACAGAUGCCACCGAAGGAAACGAAGGAUGCGGGAUGUCAAACGCUCAGCACGGGCGAUAUUGUGAUUACGAAGAUAUUUUUCAAGGAGGAUCAAGACAAGGCGAAGGCGCAAUCGUCCGCCGACAACAUGCUCACCACACCGUCGACGGCUCAGCCGACGGACAUGCUCAAGAAAAACGGUACUACCGGUGGUGGCGCUCUCGAGAUGAUGGCCAGCGGCAAGCAAGCGCAAGCGCAGAGUGCCUGAGAGCAGUCGGAACGCCGGCGAGAAGAUAAGAAUGCGAUCGUCACCUCUGCACGAUCGUGUUCUUCGCGACGAAGAGCGAGGAAAAGAGCGUCGAUAGGAUUAGCACCACAGCCCUAUUUAGGUUGUAGCUGAUCGACGCGGCGUUGAUUGGGGUAGUGCUUUUUACGAAGGUACGAUUUUAAGAUGACCUGUGAGAGGUUGGUGGUACCCUCAUUCGAUUGUUGAAUUGAACAAUAACGACCCACGAACGCAUAUUACGACGAACGCCUUUUGAUAAUCGAACGCAGCAGCAAUAAUUUAUACAUUAAUUUAUUAGUGAUAUAGGACGAAACAUAUACACCCCAACUACACACACACAUACUCUUUUCCCCUGCCUGAAGCGGACCACAAAGGACUAUAUAAACAUAUUUUAUACUUCAUAUUUAUACCAACGAUUACGAAACUCAUAGAGUGAGACAAACGAAUAUGAAACUACUCCACUGUCUGUGGAGCAACUAUCGGCAAACGGCUUCGCGAAUUGACAAAAUGCAGUUCCGUAUAGCGAGUGAGAAUCAAGUUAAUGGAGAAAAUUCGUGUUUCUUUGCCCGCUGUCUGCUGGGCAUUAACUUUUUAUAGUUAAAUUAACUAUACAUAUAAAAAUAAUUUAGUAAAAAAUCAAUAAUUACAUCCACGUAAACGCAAAUAACGAAUGCGGAAGCAGGAACGUAUGAAUAUUUACGCAUGCUAGGGGCACCCGAAGUAGACGGCAUCAGAUCGACUGUUUUAGAGCCUUUCGAUAGUUAACAGAAUAGAGGGAAUACAUAUAUAUAUAUAAUUUAUAUACACAUACAAAACGAUUAGCCAGCAAACUGUGAAUUAACCAAUCAAAAGCAAGGCACGUAAAAGUAAUUGCUUGUUCGACGUUACUCAAAGCGCAGCGCCUGUAACAUAUAUAUUCUAACAAAGGCCUUGUUUAGUAGAACUUCUCGAACGUCGACAUGAUCCUUAUGGGACAAAUUUUUCGAACUAAAGGAUAAACAUUGCACUAGAAUGGGCAACAUAUCUUAUGUUGUUUGCCGAUAAGAAGGCUUUUUUUGGAUUUCCACCGUGAUGGAACAAUUUGGUUUGGUGCAAUAUCUGUUGAACUAACAUUUUUUUUGAUCAAUUAAAAUUGUUGAGGUGAUACGCCUUUAAAGGCGUGCAGGUUUUUAUAGUUUAGAGAAGAAGAUUGCGCAAAACGGGAAGAAAAACGAGUGAUUAGCGAAACGAACGAAUUAGCAAAAUGAUAGUAUUUGGCAUUGUUUUGAAAUCAAUAUUGAGUGAACUUUGUGUGUGAAGCAUUGCUUGUUACUGCGGCACGUACCAGAUUACAUAUAUCGAACGAGAAUGUGCAUUGCGCAACAAAUAUUGUAAACCUAAAACCUUAUGUUAGUAUCACUAACUGCAAGCAUAUUAUUUGAACUGUUAAAGUAAUCAGCCGUGUAAGUGCGCUCAUGGGGCAAAGGGAGAUAAACUUGAAACACUGAUGAAUUGUAAAUGAACACCGAG
This is a messenger RNA of Anopheles cruzii, 5031 nucleotides long. RefSeq lists its product as uncharacterized. The record is from RefSeq and is a predicted model, not a curated record. Bases 196 to 3504 code for a protein of 1102 amino acids. Gene Ontology annotation, molecular function: 3'-5' exonuclease activity; nucleic acid binding. Gene Ontology annotation, biological process: nucleobase-containing compound metabolic process. Lineage: Eukaryota; Metazoa; Arthropoda; Insecta; Diptera; Culicidae. The transcript has 7 exons.